AUGACUUUAGUUGCAGAAUGUGUACCUUCCUAAGGUAUCGAUUUCGGCUAUUGUGGAGUGUUUUAAACUGCCACCAGAUCAUUUACUCUUUAGAAUCCUCAUGCUAAUAUAGUUAAAUAUGAGAUUUUAACUGAUAACUGUCCCUUUUAGAUUAGCCCUUAGCAAGGUGUCAUAAUGGCAAAAUCUAAAUAAGAUAUUACGAUAUCAUUCCUUCCAGAAGAAGCCAAAGUAUUGAUUGCUUCAGCCGUAUUUAAAUUUACUGGGUCUGAAGAGGGAUCAAAGGUAUUAAAGUUAAGUGCUAUCGGAAAAUACCCAUUUUUGACAAUAAAUCAAGAAAGAUUUGAUUUUGAAACUCUUUUGGUUGGCAAGAUAGCUUCUAGAGAUGUAAUGCUUAAAAAUCAAUCACUAGUACCUGCUCAAUUCACAGUUGAAAAGAUUAAUGAUGAUGGAAAAGACGUUUCAUUUAGUAUAGAUAAUUACUCAGGUAUUGUUCCACCUAAUGCAUCAUUCAAAAUAACUGUCAAAUAUGUCCCCUCAAUUGUAGGUGUUACAUCAUGUGCCCAGUACAGAAUCAAGACAGUUGGUGGAAAUGAGUUAGUUUUCUCAUGCUUAGGAUAUGCUACAGGCUUUAAUGUUAAUUUAUCAAACAAAUCAGUUCAUUUCGGUGAAGUUUAAAUUGGAGGAAAUACUAAUAGACUUUUGAAUAUUAUCAAUGAAAGUGAUCUUCCAACAUCUUUCUAAUUUGUUACUGACAACAAGAAUGUUUAUUCAUUUUCAAAAGUCGAGGGAACAGUCAAUGCUAAAUCUUCUACAAGAAUCAUCAUUACAUUUAACCCUCAAUAAACAGUUAACUAUUAUGAAAGAGUGUUCUGUAUUGUAAGAAAUCAUUCGAUUCUUUAUGUAGAUUUGAUUGGAACUUGCUAUGAUAUUCUUACAAAACCUGUUCCUCUGAUGCAAAGACAUGUAGAUAUCUACAGGCAUAAAGUUAUUAUGGGUAUUCACAAUAAACCUAGGAGAAAUAAUGAGUUAGGAGAGGAUAAAUUGACAAUUACUGGAUAAGGAACUAGCUUUGAAGAGGAAAUAGAAAUUAAUCUUGAAAUACCAAUAGAUGAUCCAAAUCCAGUUGUGCUUCACAAAGAGAUGUUCUUAGAGAUGUAAUCAGAUAACAGAGAUCUUAGACUUAGAGACGAAUUCUUGGACUUUGCUUUCACUGAGUGUGGUAGACUAAGCGAAGGAAAAAUAAUCGUAUUAGACAAUAAAUAUCCAUUCGAAGUUAAUGUUAAUUGGGUUUUAUUGCAAGUUUAAAAUGCUACUAAUAACACUAUCUAGGAGAACCCAUUUAAAAUUAGUCCUCCACAAGCUAUCAUUCCUCCUAAUAGCUCUUUCUAGUUUAUGGUCAAAUUUGCUCCAAAUGAACCUGAUAGUUAUUUCUUCUAAAUAGCUUAAUGCUUUAUUCAAUUAAUGAAUGGUGCUAAUAAUAAAGUUAAGAAAAUGGCUUUAAGCAACUCAGUUGGUGCUCAUUCAUAAUCAAUGGCUUAAAAGACGAUCGGUAAAACUUUAUUAAGUACUCUUAAAAAGACUAAGUUUGAGGAGGCAUUAAAUGAAGAUCUUGACCCACCUACUUGUCUAAAUGUUAGAUUGGUUGGUCAUUCUUUCCCUCCAGGAUCAUAACCAUUCAUCCCUAUGGUAAAAAUUAGCCCUUCAAACAAAGUUACCUUCCCACCAGCUGGAGUUAAUGAAUCAACAUAUCAAACAGUUCAAAUAGUAAACACUAGUGAUACUCCUGUUUUCUUUAAAAUCUUGUAGGACUCAACUAAAACAUUUAGAGCUUAUCCAUUUGUAGGGAUGAUCUAAGGUAAAUCUUUCUCAUUGAUUUGCUUUGAGUUCCAGCCAAAGCAGGCAAGAUUUUACAAUUUUACUGCUCAAUGCAUGUUUAAUCACUCUGCUAGCAAUAUUCAAAGUAUCCAUUUGAUUGGUCAUUGCUAUGCUCCCUAAUUAAGUUUAGGAAACGGAGGAAAACUCUUUUUCCCUCCAACUUUUACUGGAGUUUCAAGCAAACAAAAGUUGUCAAUAAAGAAUGAUGCAAGGAUUCCCUUAGAAUUCGAAUGGAAAGUUCCUGAAAAGUACAAAACUGAGGUUAGUUUUGAACCAGCAAAAGCUUAUCUUUUGCCUAAUGAGGAAACAAAAGUUGUCUCUACUUUCACUCCUCUUAGAAAGAAAGAAUACAUUCUUAGCAUUCCAGUUUAUGCUACAAAUAUUAAUGACUACAUCAAGAAUCUUAUUGGGUUCUACAAUCCAGGAUCAGGACACAUGUAGAAAGCUAAUAAAACUAUUAUGAAUUAGACCAAAUCAAUCAAGGAUAUCACAGUUAGAUACGAUCUUGAAAUUAUUGGAGCUGGAAGUGAUGGAAUUAUUAGCAUAAGUCCCAAAGACUUAGAUUUUGGAACAAUUACUGUUGGAUUCAGUAAAACAUUAAGCGUCCAUGUUAUCAAUAAAAGCAAUUGCAAUCUUUAUAUCGAGCUGAAAAUGGCAUAAAAAAUUGAUGAGGAAUCCUAAAAAAGAGAACCAGAAUUACCUUAAAUGACUAAAAUCCUAGAGGAUUGUUUCAAAUUCGAUCAUCCAAAAGGUCUUCUCAAUGCAAAAUCAAAGAAGAAGGUUAAUAUAACCUUCAUGCCUACAUUAAGAUUUGAUUUUGAUAUUCAUCUUGUAUGCUUAGCUAGAGAAAAACCAACGAAAGAGGUACAAGCCAUAAAUACAAAGACUCAAAAGAUCUAAGACACUGUGAUUGAAAAAUCUUUCAUUCAGAUCCACGCAAUGGGUGAUUUCCCCCUUUUAAGGUUUACAGAUAUCAGAAACUAUUCAGUCAGCACUCCAAAUCUAUGGGAGAUAUAUCAUUUGACAAACCUAAAUAAAGAAUUAUUAAAUCCUCUAAAUGAGAGUGAAAUUGAGUUUAACAAUUCAGAUAAGACUAACCAAAGCAUUCAUGACCUUCAAAAGAAUCUCAAAAUAUUUACUUGGAAUUUCGGUAAGGUCCCUAUAAAGUAUGGGCCUAAACCAAGAAAAAUAACCCUGACUCUUAAGAAUAUCGGAGGAGUAAGAGCUGAUUGGUGCUUUAAAAUGCCUAAUGAUCAAGAAAUAGAAUUGGAGCCAUGGGCUGAUCCAGGAGAACCUAGUGACGAGUAAGCAUUUGAGAGGCACAUAUUAGAAAAUAAGAUCUUCUAGAUUGAACCAAGGAAAGGUGCACUAGAUCCGGGUCAAUAGAUGGAUAUUAAUGUGUACUACUAUCCAAAAGAGGUUAAAAUUCACUAUCUUAAGAUAUUCUUCUCCAUCUUGAACGGAAAGCCAUUAAUUAUAAACUUAUCUGGCUAAACACUUCAUAGAAGAGCCUAAUUACAACUUCUCAAAGACAUAUAUCAUCUUCCACCUGUUCCAAUCGGUCUUGAAUAUGCAGUUACUUAUCCUAUUGAAGUUAAGAAUCUUGGUAUUACAAAGCUUAAGUAUCAGAUUGACACCACAACUCUUGAAAAUCUAAACAAGCAAAACUUUGGAUUUAGAGUCUUUGACAUUUAAAAUCCUGAGGGUACUUUAAUGGCUAAUGAAACCUAAUAUAUCUAUACACUUUUCAGACCUCUAGAAGUCAAAGAUUAUAGUUUAGACUUACCAAUAAAGAUUAGUGACAUUGAGGGUCCAAGUACUGAAUCAUAUGCUCUCAAACUAAGAGGAGUCGGGUAUCACUUUGAAGACAAAAAACCUCUUGAAUUACCUUUUUAUGAAGAUCUUCCAAAAUGUAGAGCUAAUAUUAAUGAAAAUGGCUCAAUGGCUGCAUUCAGCAUUGAAGAGAUUGACUUUGGCGAACUUGAAAAAGGUGAGCUGUCUAGGAGAUUCGUGAUACUCUAUAACCUCCAUCCUACUCAAAAACUUAAAUUUGAGUUCUAUAAAUCAGGCUUGAUGUGUGGAGAUAACAUUAAGCUUGAGCCUAUGCAAGGAGAGUUAAAGCCAAACUCUCAUUAAAACAUCAAAAUGACUCUAAUCUCAGCUAGAUUCCCAACUCAUUUCGAAGGAGAAAUUUAAUGUGCGAUUGAAUGGGAGACUGAAGGAGAUGUAAACAAGCAAGAUCUCAAGAGUGUUCACACAAACAAUAUGGGAAGUGAUAGCUCGGAGUUCCUAUUCUUGAGACUUAGAAAGAGAUCAAAGAUUGUAAGGAUUAAGAUUAUUCAACUAUUUUAGACUAAAAUGCAACUAGGUGUUGAAAAUAGGGAUGGAGAAUCAUUGAUUGAGAACAUCUUGAAUGAAGCUAUUCACGAUAUUUUAGAAGGUGAUGAAAUUGAUAGAGUCUUUGAGGAUUGCUUCCAGAAACCUUCCAGUCUUGAACCAUAUCAUGUCAAUGAUGUUGAUCCUCCUAACUUUAAUGAUAUAGUGACCUAUUUCUAUGCUGAAGAGACUCAAUUCUAGAAUCAACAUAGCUCAAAAUACGAAGAGGAGCUUAAAUUAGUUAGCAAUAUGAAUGACCAAGAAAUAUUCAAAAAGAGAAUGUUUUUAGAAAAGCCAUUCGUUGAUCUCCUAGAAUUCAUGCUUGAAGACACUAUAUUCAACUUAAUGGAAGAAGCAACAUAUGAAGAAUUUGAUCUAACAUAGGCCCCCAAAAUAUAUAUUAGAAAAGAUGCUGAAUCAUCAAAAGCUAACAACUGA
Molecule: messenger RNA, 4689 nt
Organism: Stylonychia lemnae
Lineage: Eukaryota; Ciliophora; Spirotrichea; Sporadotrichida; Oxytrichidae
Source: the annotation of a GenBank genome assembly